Homalodisca vitripennis (glassy-winged sharpshooter) is the source of this 1271-nucleotide messenger RNA. RefSeq names its product glutamine synthetase-like. The record is from RefSeq and is a predicted model, not a curated record. Gene Ontology annotation, molecular function: glutamine synthetase activity. Gene Ontology annotation, cellular component: cytoplasm. The coding region runs from base 67 to 1251 and encodes 394 amino acids. The transcript has a single exon. Lineage: Eukaryota; Metazoa; Arthropoda; Insecta; Hemiptera; Cicadellidae.
GGUGGAAAAUUAAUUGGUAAGCAUGUUCUGCUAAAUUAUGUGAGUUUGUUACUCAUUAAAAUUACGAUGUCUGUGUUACUAAAAAGCCUUUCGGCUAUUUCAAAAACGAAUCAUGGGAUUCUGAACUUCGAAAAAGGUUUCAAAGUGUUGUAUUUAAAAUUCCACAGUGAAGGGAUGAACGUAAAGAACAAAAAAGUGGAAAGAUACAUGAAGCUGAAACAACCUCCGAACAAAGUAGUGGCUGAAUACAUCUGGAUCGAUGGAACUGGCCAGAACGUUCGAUCAAAAGGUAGAGUAUUAGACUUUGUGCCGGAAGUAGUGUGCCAACUUCCGAUAUGGCAGUACGAUGGAAGUUCUACAUAUCAGGCCAAAGGUGAAAACUCUGACAUCUACCUGAUGCCAGUGGCUAUAUAUUGUGAUCCAUUCAGAGGUGGAGACAACAGACUGGUUCUGUGCGAAACAUACAACUACAAGAAAGAGCCGACUGAAACCAAUCAUAGAAAAUGUUGUUUUGAAACAAUGACUAAAGCGUGCAAACAAAAACCGUGGUUUGGGAUCGAACAAGAGUACACACUGCUCGAAACCAACAGAUGGCCACACAUGUGGCCUAAGGAGGGGUACCCGGCGCCCCAAGGACCUUACUACUGUGGAGUGGGGGCCAGUAAGGUCUAUGGCCGGAACAUUGCUGAAGCCCAUCUCCGUGCGUGUUUGUAUAGUGGCUUGAACAUAUCUGGACUCAACGCUGAAGUUAUGCCCGGUCAGUGGGAAUUCCAGGUCGGUCCAUCCGAAGGAAUAACGACGGCUGAUGAACUAUGGAUUGCCAGAUACAUCCUUAAACGCAUUGCUGAAGAGGAAGGCGUUAUAGCUUCUUUCGAUCCCAAGCCGGUUACAGGAGAUUGGAACGGAGCUGGUGGUCACUGUAAUUUUUCAACGGAAAAAAUGAGGCAAGACAAUGGAAUUUGUGAGAUUGAAAAAGCAGUUAAGAAACUAGAAAAAACCCAUGCCGAGCAUAUUAAAGUAUACGAUCCUAAGGGAGGUUUGGAUAAUAAAAGGAGAUUGACUGGAAAACAUGAAACAUCUUCUUUAGACAAAUUCACGUCUGGGGUGGCUAAUCGGAAUGUCAGUGUGCGGAUAUCGAGGGACGUGGCCGAAGCAAAGAAGGGACAUUUGGAAGAUCGCCGUCCAGCAGCAAAUGCUGAUCCUUAUCAAGUAUGUAAUGCAAUCGUUUGCUCUGUAUGUCUCUUAGAUUAAACGCUGUAUUUUAUGGAAAA